This is a messenger RNA of Penicillium brevicompactum, 2859 nucleotides long. RefSeq names its product CheY-like superfamily. The record is from RefSeq and is a predicted model, not a curated record. The coding region runs from base 1 to 2859 and encodes 952 amino acids. Gene Ontology annotation, biological process: protein autophosphorylation; phosphorelay signal transduction system. Gene Ontology annotation, molecular function: phosphorelay sensor kinase activity; histidine phosphotransfer kinase activity. The transcript has a single exon. Lineage: Eukaryota; Fungi; Ascomycota; Eurotiomycetes; Eurotiales; Aspergillaceae.
AUGCCCGACACGCCCGAGCCGGAUGCCUCCAAUCCUGUGCAACCCUGUCCCACCAUGCCAUUUCCCUCCUGCAAAUCCGAGUGUAUCACCGGUGACGGACUGAAUGUUCGUGACGAUGACGUGAAACGAGACUCGGAGACAUGGAACGACGGGGCUCAGACCACUGCCAUUGAACAUUUGGUUGCACUCAAACACGGGCUACGCAUAUCCGAUACCGAGCUGUUCUGGAAACGGCUGAUGGAGGAUUUGACGUCGAUAACAAAAGCCCAAUAUGGAUUUGUCGCUCGCAGAGUCACCGGGAGUGACCCUUUACCAGAACUAGGCGGGCGGCGCCCGACGCUUUUUGGCUCAGCUUUCUACUACAACGAUGGCUAUCAGAAUGUUGGAUUGCAGCGAAACAGGUAUUUCGCGGGCGGGAAUCCCUUGUUGCACAUGGACCACGAGCGCCCGUGUCUGAUUCCCGAGAAUCUCAGCUCACUGGUAUCUUUCGGCGAUGAUCAACUGCCAUUCGGUGCCGACGGUUAUCUAGCGAUUCCUCUUUUCUCGGCUGGCAAGUGCCUGGCGCACCUUGGAUUGAUGUGGUCGAAGGAUGGCCUGCGGCAACGAAAUCUGUCCUGGUCUUUUGUGGAAAUGAUUCUUCAUUCCCUUGAGGAUCUAAUUGUUCAACGCCUCCAGACAGCAGAUAUGGACAUGGAAAAUCUGAUCUCACCUACCACUGAUACCCCGAAUAUCCACGACCCCCACGCCGCCGCCCUCCACGAACCCUCCGAUUUUACUGCACAACCCCUCAAGCCCUAUGCACGAAGUUUGUCACAUGAGCUGAGAACCCCAAUGCAGGGCGUUGUGGGUAUGCUCGAUGUCAUGCAUGCUACGGUACGCGAGGCGAUGGAGAGCAAGACACCUGUCAAAUCGGGUGGGAUUUUCCAAGCCCUCAAGGAAGGGAUUGAGAUGGUCCAAGACAGUGCAAGACGUGCCGUGGAAGCGGCCGACAAUGUCGUGCACGCAUAUGACCUUAACAUGCAGGUUCCCAAAACACCGCUUCGAGAGGAAACUGAAAUCUUGGGCCAACCUGCCAUCCCUCCCGACAUCCCCGAAACCCAUGUUCCCGAAACCCACACCCCCGAAACGCGCCCAAGCAUAUUCAUUGAAGGAAACAACAUUGCCGUCAAUCCUUAUAAACGCCGGCGAAGCUUACCAUUGGAAACGAACCCGCGGCCUGUACGCAAACAAAGACUACGUGCAGCUUCAUCGCGACAAGAGCUUUCGCCCCGCAGCGAAGAGGUCAAGAACGCCGUGCAUGAAAGUGAUCAGAUUGUUCAUGCUAUUCCUGCUCGCCAGAUUGAGGCCGUUAUGGCCAACAUGGUCGAUCCCCGCCCUUCACUCGCAGUACGACGAUCUGCACCCCACUUGCUCCUGGAGGGUAUCAACGUCAACCUACGAGGAUCUGCUCUGCGAUUUACCAAGUUGAGAGAUCUUCUCCGUUUGGUCAUCAACGAGUCUCUCCAUGUUGGUGGUCGUCCCGAUUCUGCUGUAAGUAGGGCAACUGAGUGCGGCGAGAGAAUUGAGAUCCGGUCGCGAUCUUCGAAUGGCGAGUUGCGCACCAAGACUGUAGACUGGUCCGUGGACCCAGCUUUACCUGAUACUCUUCUUGCCGAUGAUCGCGAUUUGGCUAAAUUGAUUUCGUGUGUCUUUCUCAACGCCAUCAAAUUCACCAACAACGGCAUGAUCACUGUUUGGGCAACUAUCGAUUCGAAGAAAAAUGAUGUUUUAAUUCUUGUGCGAGAUACCGGCCCAGGAAUCCCAGCCGCGUUCCUGCCAAACCUCUUCAAACCGUUCGCACGCGAGGAUGCCUCGACCACGCGAAGCAAAGACGGUCUUGGUCUAGGUCUUCUGGUGGCAAAGGGACUUUCGCGAAAAAUGGGCGGAGACUUGACCUGUGUCCGUUCAUCUACCUCGGGCCCUGAGCGAGGUACCGAAUUUCGAAUUCGAAUUCCCGUCAACCAACGCGAGGCUGAAACCCGCCCCGCAACCCCUGGCGAGAUCAACUAUGACCAAGCACGGAAUAGUAGUGCUAGUAGCAACCUCUCCGACCCUCCCCUCAACAAAUCUCCUUUCAUUCUUCCCCAAAAUGCCCAGCUUCAGCAGCCUACUCCCAGCUCCAGCGAAGACAUGUCUCAAAGUCCAACACCUCUACGAUCACUACCGCAAACCCGCAUUCAUCGAUCAAAUAUCUCCGGCGAGGCGUAUGACAAAAAGCUUGGGGAGAAGUACCCACUGCGAUUUCUUGUCGCCGAAGACAAUAGAAUCAAUCGUCGUGUGUUGGUGAACAUGUUGCGCAAGCUUGGUUACCGUGAUGUGCUCGAAGCGGCAGACGGCAGAGAGGCCGUCCAGAUUGUCGAGGGCAUUUUGAACGCGUCAAAGAGCUCCAAUAUGGAUGUGGACUCAGACUCUGAUCCCUCAAACCUAAUGGAAGGCGUCAUCAAUGACUCGUCACCACCGUCGAAGAUGAAAUCAAUAGAUGUUGUUUUGAUGGACCUCUGGAUGCCUGAAAUGGAUGGCUAUGAAGCCACCUCGCGCAUUCUCCAGAUGGUUGACAACCACCGUGAUGAUAUCGCUGCCUUCGAACAACAAACUCGCAACAGCCCCGAUUCCAUGGAAAUGGACCCAAUCCCCAACACUUUCUGCGCACCACCACCACCACCUACUGUACUUGCAGUCAGCGCAGAUGUCACCGAUGAGGCACUGAAUCGUGCUUCCCGGGUAGGGAUCAAAGGCUACAUGACAAAGCCCUACAAACUCUCUGACCUUGAACGAUUGAUUCUUGAAUUUUGUGGCGGCACUAGCCAUAGGCCCACUUGA